This is a messenger RNA of Botrytis porri, 621 nucleotides long. RefSeq lists its product as uncharacterized. Lineage: Eukaryota; Fungi; Ascomycota; Leotiomycetes; Helotiales; Sclerotiniaceae. The transcript has 3 exons. The coding region runs from base 1 to 621 and encodes 206 amino acids. Gene Ontology annotation, biological process: carbohydrate catabolic process. Gene Ontology annotation, cellular component: extracellular region. The record is from RefSeq and is a predicted model, not a curated record. Gene Ontology annotation, molecular function: cutinase activity.
AUGAAGGUUUCACAGUCUCUGUCUCUUUUGCUCCUCCCUCUUACCGCGCUAGCCGCGCCAAUUCUCGAGGGCACUGGAAACGUUAAAGCUGCAGCCGGAGCAUGCGCACCAAUGAUGCUUAUCUUUGCUCGUGGAACUACAGAAACAGGUACUUUGGGUACCGUAGCAGGACCUCCAUUAGUUGCUGCUCUUGGCAAAGCCGUUGGUGCCAGCAAUAUGGCUGCCCAAGGUGUACCUUACCCCGCCGAUAUCCCAGGAUUCUUGGCAGGAGGUGAUGCAGCUGGAAGCAAGAUGAUGGCUCAAAUGAUCUCAACUGCCGUUACAAACUGUCCCGAUUCCAAGAUCGUCAUGGCAGGUUACUCUCAAGGUGGUCAACUCGUACACAACGCUGCAAAAAUGCUUCCCGCAGCCACCAUGGCCAAAGUUAGCUCUGCUAUCAUUUUCGGAGACCCAAACAACGGAGAUCCAGUCGCAGGCGCAUCAGCUGCAAAUACAAAGGUUAUUUGCCAUACCGGUGAUAACAUUUGCGCCCACGGAGAUCUGAUUCUAGCACCCCAUUUAACUUAUGGAAUGGAUGCCGGUACAGCUGCUGCUUUUGCCAAGACUGCUGCGGGUAUGUGA